Halichondria panicea is the source of this 3565-nucleotide messenger RNA. RefSeq names its product protein sidekick-like. Gene Ontology annotation, biological process: cell-cell adhesion. Lineage: Eukaryota; Metazoa; Porifera; Demospongiae; Suberitida; Halichondriidae. The transcript has 16 exons. The record is from RefSeq and is a predicted model, not a curated record. Gene Ontology annotation, molecular function: protein binding. Bases 163 to 3369 code for a protein of 1068 amino acids.
CCCUCCCACUUUUUGCAACCCACAAAAAUAGCUCGAAGAUUAUAAGACAGCGUGCUGUGUCUCAAGGAAAGGUUAGAGUUCUUUACUAGUAUUAUAUUAGUAGCGUACACUGCACUGAAGAGCUGUGAGGAGGAAAUUCUGUGAUUUUUCAAGUCUACAAAAAUGCUUGCCUGUGCUGUUGUACUGGUGAGCUUGAGCAGUCUCCUCUACACUGGAGUUGCUGGACAGAGUCCCUCUCAACUCCCCUCAUUCACCCUUCACCCCCAAUCGUCUGUCAUAGCCUCAGGGGAGACCACUAACCUCACCUGCUCAGCGACUGGCCCCUCCCCCAUCACCUACGGCUGGUUGCGAGACAACUCCCUCAUAGGUGGAGCCAACGUACCCUGGUAUCUUGUUCUGGCCAGUGAUGCAGGGGAAUAUAGUUGCCUAGCGACCAACACUGUGGGAACUGUGACCUCCAGUGUGGCCAAUGUGCAGCAAGCAAUUCUUACACAGAGCUUCUUCUCCACUUCCCCUCUCUCCCCUUACCCAAUCUCCGUGGCUUUGGGCCAAACAGCCGUUAUAUCUUGUGGAGGUUAUACUAGUGUUCCUGACGUACGGAUCUCGUGGGAAAUAUACGAUGAAGACGGAAAUCUUCCACUUAUUGGGACAGAUAAAGCCAUUGCUGGACUGAAUGGAGAGCUGUUUCUUCAAGAUGCUGGUAGCCUGAAUAAUGUGGUCUACGAGUGUGUGGUCACUAAUAGAGACAUUGGAGAGGUGGUGAAUGGAUUUGUUCAAGUCACAGUGCAAGACACACAAGAGGCUCCGUCCAACCCAGCCAUUCUCUCAGCCCCACAAGACAUGGUGGUCAACCAAGGAGACAGUGCCUUCUUUGAGUGCAUUGUAGGAGGACAACCCCUUGCUGCUGUGGACUGGAGUUUCCCCCCUGGGUCCAAUCCUACCACGAAACGACUGAUGCAGAAUAGUGCCAUUCUCCGUGUGCGCUCUGUGGAGUCAGGUGACGCUGGUGUGUACACGUGCUCUGCCUCUGGAGUGGGCACAUUCACCGCUACUCUGUCCAUUGCUGGUUCCCCAGUUAUCACGAGUCCCCUUCCCUCGGCCCUCCAUACUGUAGUGUACUGGUCCCCCCUCACGCUGACAUGUGGGGCCAGUCAGUCUGGAACAUGGCAAUGGUUCUUCCAGGGAGUCAGAGUUGCUGAUGCGACUGGUCCUGUGCUGGAGGUGUCCAACACUGGACUGGAGGAUGCUGGAGUGUACCAAUGCUUCAUCACCAACUCAGCAGGGUUCGAUAGCUCCACUGCCCUAGUGGAAGUGCAGACCAUCCCUGCAUCCAUCACCACCCCUCUCCCCUCGCCACAACUAGCCUUCAUGGAGCGCUCCCUCCAACUUACCUGUGUCGCAGACGGAGCCCCUCCCCCAAGUUAUAUAUGGACAAAAGAGUCCGUCCCCUUAGCCAACAAUUUAGCAUUUGAGGUAUCUGACAGCGGGUUGCUGACGAUAGUAACCGUGGACAUCAGUAGUGGAGGUAACUACACGUGUGUGGCCACCAACGCAGUGGGGGAUCAAGUAGUGGGAUCUGCUUCAACCUCCACUAUUGUCACUGCUAUUGAGCCGACUGUUCUAACAAGUGAGCCUGGAGAUGUAUUCAAGAUCCAAGUGGGUACAACAGCGAUGCUAGUGUGUGAGGCGUCUAGUGACACUGCUGCUCAAGUCACCUUCUCCUGGACCAAGGACGGACAACCACUACAGCUUGGGGCGAGGAUAACUCGUGUCAGCCCCUCCUUGUCGGGCACUGUCAGGUUUGAGGCAGCUCGGAGGAGUGAUGCUGGAGUGUACGUGUGCACAGUCACUACACUAUAUGACGGUAUAAUGGGACCACCAGUGCAGUCUACACCAAUCAACCUCACCAUCAUAGACGCGCCUGUGGCUCCGAUUAUCCUCUCAGUGACUCCCACCUCCUCCAGUUCACUGAACGUCCAAUGGAAUUUCCCGGGCAGUUCCACGAUCCUCCACUCGUACAGGAUAGAGCUACAAACUGUCAAUAACGGACUGGGCUGGUCUGUCAUUCGAACACAGAUGGCUAACCUAGUAACAGUGGCUGACAUUGAAGACCUGACCCCGCACACACAGUACAGUGUACGUAUAGUGGCGGUGUACACUGAGGGGGAGUCCACAGUUAGUGAUGAGAUUGGUGCUCGGACGUUGGCCGACAUUCCUGCUGGUCCACCGACAGAGAUUAGGGCGGAGGCUCUCAAUACAACCACUCUCAGGUUUACCUGGCAGCCUCCUGUCCAGUCCAAUGGCCCCCUCACUGACUACACACUCCAGUAUCGACUACUGAGGGAGCAGAACGAUGUUGAAUUCUCCACCCUCACUGUGGGCAGUGGAUCAGCUCAAACCUUUGUACUGGGGAGACUGCAGCCGUUGGAAAGAUACGAGUACCGUCUAGCUGCUGAGACGUCUAUUGGUGUCGGCCCCUUUUCUGCUGUGCAGCUGGCAGACACCGUAGCCAACACACUCGAGGAACCACCGACUGGACCAUUCUACACUCAGAUAUGGUUUAUAGUAGUCAUGGUGGCGGUGGUAGUUCUGCUUAUAAUGAGUGUCGGUGGGGCGUUUCUGCUUGUCGCCUACGCCACGAAAUACAAGUCCCAAGGAACCUACUCAUUCCACGGCCAACGGUCCAGUGUAGUAAGUGACAGGAACAAGGACAACAAUGAACUGGCUGACGAUGUGUUCAGAGUCUCCUACUCCACUCGGAGCAAGAGAUCAGUAGACCUUGAGCUGAUUGCCUCGAGGAGCGGCAUAGACGGUGAAACUGAUCUAGAAAGCACUGUUGUCGACUCGUACAGUAACCCGUACACACCACAACUCUCAACAAGCUCUCGGAUGAACCUUGUACCCCCAGGGCCGGCCCCUGGUUAUAUAAACCCUCCGUCCUUCGAGGAAGCAAUUAGCCGCCCACGCGCACACUCAUCACACUCACAUCACAGCAGCAUGGCCGGGAAAUCUCCGGCAGAGUAUUGGGAGGAGGAGGGAUCAAAAUCAGUGCUCAUCGAUGAACCUUUGACAGAUUUCGAAGGCGAUAGUAAUAUUAAUAGUAGGGUGGUUGUGAAUGGUGGAUACCAAGAUGACUAUAGACAGCAACCAGCACGACACCAAAUACAUCACACGGGUAGGGGGCACUUGCAAGUAGUGGAUUUUGGCUACGAUCUUGAUGAGAACGACUCGAUAGGAAAACCAUCGUUUGCGUCGUCUGAAGUAACAGAUGCUACAGAGUACAGUCACUUGCAGGCCAUGGGUGAUGCUGCUUACAGCCACCUGGAGACUCCUCAAGCUAACUCCACUGCUAACGCCACCUUUGUGUGAUCAUUCAUCCCCCCAUGCACGCAUUCGCAGGUGUAUAUACUAUUAUACGCAUUCUCAACUGGCCUCUUGGUAUUUAAACUACAUUGACUGUCCUACGUAACUAUACUAUCACGGUUUUUCAUUGCAAUCUUUUUAUAUUAUUAUGACGACUAUAACUUAUUGUACAUCACAUUAAUUAAGUUAUCCAUUAAUUUUA